AUGGCAGAUACUCACCGACCAUUGACGCUGCGCGUGGAAUUGCAGCAGCAGCUCGGACUGCCGGGGACUCUGCAGGCGCCACUCACACUGCGACUGCCAGAGCAUCCAGCAUCGGUGUCAGAGCUAGACGCCGUGCUUCGACAGCAGUUCACAGAGCAUUUAGCAACCGCUGAAGAUGGGUAUCAAGCAGCGAAGGAACUGGAGAUGGCAGUUGAGGUUUACGACCAAAAGACACAGCAGUUCACUCCACUGGAAGAGAUCUCGCAGCUCGGACGCCGGUCAAGAUUGAGCGUGACGCUCACCAACGCCGAUGAGCUCUUCCCUGGCCACACUUGUCUAGCAUUACCCUCAAGGAUCUUUGGGCUUGAUGUGGCGGAGGGCGACCAGUUUGCUAUCGACGGGAGGGUGGUGCAUAUCGGCGAGGUGGGAAACUCAGGCAAGGGCACGGGGUUGACGACGUGGGACGGAUCCGUUGUGCUAGCCAGGUACCUGGAGCAUCAGCGGCGUGGUGACAUUGCAGGAAGUCGUAUUGUGGAGCUGGGCGCUGGAACGGGGCUGGUGGGCAUCUCUGCUGCACUGCUAGGGGCACGACAGGUUAUUCUCACAGACCUCGACUACGUUGUCGACAACCUCGCCAAGAAUGUCGCCGAGACGAUGAAACUCGCUGCAAACGCAGGCAAACCCGUCGACAGCGACAUCUCCACGCGUGUGUUGGACUGGUUCAAUCCGCCAACGGACUUGGGCGAUAUCGACUUCCUGUUGGCGUCGGACGUUGUGUGGGUCGAGGAGCUCAUUCCACCGCUGGUGGCGACCUUCGAUACGCUGCUGCGCCACUCAAGUAUUAAGACCCGCAUCCUCAUGUCGUACCAGAAGCGCAGCAUUGUGUCGGACCGCCUGCUCUUCAGCGAGCUGGAGCGCCACCACCUCGUCAAGACGCGCGUCCCAGCUGCGAGUCUGCACCCGCAGUUUUCCACGGACCGGAUCGACGUCUGGGAGAUUGAGCGGGGAACCGAAGAGCGAAGCGACUAG
Phytophthora sojae is the source of this 1029-nucleotide messenger RNA. RefSeq lists its product as hypothetical. Bases 1 to 1029 code for a protein of 342 amino acids. Lineage: Eukaryota; Oomycota; Peronosporomycetes; Peronosporales; Peronosporaceae. The transcript has a single exon. The record is from RefSeq and is a predicted model, not a curated record.